CGGCGGCGGCGGCCGUAGCGGCGACUACGGCGGGAGUUAGCGCGUCCCGGGCUCGGGCCUUACCGCUCCAGGGAAGAUGUCGGGGUCCGACGAGCCCCGGGUGAUGUCCGCGGCGGAUGAGGCUGAGCCGCAAGAGGAGGAGGAGGAGGAGGAAGAGGAGGAAGAGGAAGGAGAAGGGAAGAAGAGGGAGAAGGAGCCGCCGCCGGCGGUUCCUGGGGCAGCCGGGGCGCCGGGGCCCAGCGCCGGCUUCGGGCUGGUGGCGGCGCGGCGGGAGCCGGCCGUGAAGCUGCAGCACCCCGUCAGCGGCCUGGAGCCGCUCUCCUGGUCCGAGGACCACCGGGUGUCGGUCUCCACCGCCCGCAGCAUCGCGGUGCUGGAACUCAUCUGCGACGUGCACAGCCCGGGCCAGGACCUGGUCAUCCACCGCACUUCGGUGCCCGCCCCGGCCAACAGCUGCCUGCUCAAGGUUGGUUCAAAAAAGGAGGUUGCUGAAUGUAAGGAGAAAUUUGCCACCUCUAAGGACCCUACGGUCAGUCAGAGCUUCAUGCUGGAUAGGGUAUUCAAUCCUGAAGGAAAAUCUUUGCCACCAAUGAGAGGAUUCAAGUACACUAGCUGGUCCCCAGUGGGCUGUGAUGCUAAUGGGAGAUGCCUGUUGUCAGCAUUGACCAUGGACAAUCGGUUGACUAUCCAGGCUAACCUCAACAGACUGCAGUGGGUACAGCUGGUUGAUCUAACCGAGAUCUAUGGAGAACGACUUUAUGAGACCAGCUAUAAGCUCACCAAAAAUGAAGCCCCUGAAGGAGAUCUUGGGGACUUCGCCGAGUUUCAGAGGAGACACAGCAUGCAGACGCCAGUACGGAUGGAGUGGUCAGGCAUUUGCACCACCCAGCAGGUCAAACACAAUAAUGAAUGCCGUGAUGUUGGCAGUGUUCUUCUGGCAGUCCUUUUCGAAAAUGGAAACAUUGCAGUGUGGCAGUUUCAGCUCCCAUUUAUUGGCAAGGAAUCCAUCUCUUCAUGCAACACCAUUGAAUCAGGGAUUACCUCUCCUAGUGUUUUGUUUUGGUGGGAGUAUGAACACAACAAUCGAAAGAUGAGCGGGCUCAUUGUGGGGAGUGCUUUUGGGCCUGUUAAAAUUCUUCCUGUUAACCUCAAAGCAGUUAAAGGCUACUUCACAUUAAGGCAACCUGUUAUUCUAUGGAAAGAAAUGGACCAGUUGCCAGUGCACAGCAUUAAAUGUAUUCCUCUUUAUCAUCCUUAUCAGAAAUGUAGUUGUAGCUUAGUGGUGGCUGCUAGGGGAUCCUAUGUGUUUUGGUGUCUUCUUCUGAUAUCCAAAGCAGGUCUGAAUGUUCAUAAUUCCCAUGUCACAGGACUUCAUACACUACCAAUUGUUUCUAUGACUGCAGACAAGCAAAAUGGUACGGUAUACACAUGCUCAAGUGAUGGAAAGGUUAGGCAGCUGAUUCCCAUUUUUACAGAUGUGGCAUUAAAGUUUGAGCACCAACUGAUUAAACUAUCAGAAGUAUUUGGCUCAGUGAGGACUCAUGGGAUAGCAGUAAGCCCCUGUGGUGCAUACUUGGCAGUCAUCACAACUGAGGGCAUGGUCAAUGGUCUGCAUCCUGUUAAUAAAAACUACCAGGUUCAGUUUGUAACUCUCAAAACAUUUGAAGAGGCAGCAGCUCAACUCUUAGAGUCUUCAGUUCAAAACCUCUUUAAGCAGGUAGACUUAUUAGACCUGGUACGCUGGAAAAUUUUGAAAGAUAAACAUAUCCCUCAGUUUUUACAAGAAGCCUUGGACAAAAAGAUUGAAGGUUCUGGAUCUACUUACUUUUGGCGUUUUAAACUUUUCCUCUUGCGGAUUUUAUACCAGUCAAUGCAGAAAACCCCUUCAGAGGUCUUAUGGAAACCCACCCACGAGGACAACAAAAUAUUAAUAACUGACUCUCUUGGGCUGGGCCACGCUGAGGAGGAACAACAGGAAGAAGGAACUUCUUUCAAACAAAUGAGCAAGCCAGGUGGUCAUGAGAGAAACAAAGAAAGAGAUGCUGAAGAUCUAGCGGACAGCUCACCAAUCCAGUCUGGAGAUGCAGGUCGUGAGCCAAUGGAAGAAAAGCUCCUGGAAAUCCAAGGAAGAAUUGAAGCCGUGGAAAUGCACUUAACUAGGGAGCACAUGAAGAGAGUAUUGGGGGAAGUAUACCUGCAUACAUGGAUCACAGAGAACACUAGCAUCCCCACCAGAGGACUCUGUGACUUUUUAAUGUCUGAUGAAGGCUAUGAUGACAGAACAGCUCGGGUACUCAUUGGGCACAUCUCAAAGAAGAUGAACAAACAAACUUUCCCUGAACACUGCAGCUUGUGUAAAGAAAUUUUGCCAUUCACAGAUCGUAAGCAGGCAGUUUGCUCCAAUGGGCACAUUUGGCUUCGGUGCUUUUUAACCUACCAGUCCUGCCAGAGUUUGAUAUACAGAAGGUGUUUGCUUCAUGACAGCAUCGCACGACAUCCAACUCCAGAAGAUCCUGACUGGAUAAAGAGGUUAUUGCAAGGCCCUUGCCCGUUCUGCGACUCCCCUGUUUUCUAAAUGACAGUCAUGGGAAGAUGGAGAAGGCAGUUGUUUUGCUAUAAAAAACUUCCUUUGCCUGGAAGGAAAAAAAAAACAUAGGAGUAAACUUUGCCUAUAUAAGAGGAGAGAUGCUGCCCUUAUUCCUAUAAAUGGGACAUUGGAGACUCCUGUCUUAGAGGCUCAGUUCUCUCUUGUCUUGAGAGGCGGAAGUGCAUCUUUUUUUAUAUAUCUGGAUAAUGAGGAUUUGCUGAAGUAUUUUUGAGGUGACUGCAAGUCCCUCUUACCUAAUGGGCACUCUUAUUUGGCAUGUGUCUUUUGAUGGAAAACAGCCUGGACAAUAACCAUCUCCUAACAUUACUGGAAACCAGAUGGCUUCUUCUGACCGGUGAAGUACAACUGGCCCCUUUUCUUCUUUGACAGGAGUAGUCUCCUAGAGGGGGAGAGAGCGUCCGUCUUCUGGUGGCUGGCUUCUCAACAAGUCCUAACAGCCAGCAUACCAUCAAGUUGAAGUAUCCUCAACUGUGAACAGUUUUGUUUUUUCUUAACAAGUGGCCUGCAUGCCUGCUGCAGCCCUUCAGAGGAAUCAAAUUAGCAUUUUAGUUCUCGUUUUCUCUCAAAAUGAACAAACAUCAUCCUUUGCCUUUUGUGGUUAAUACUGUGUUGAGACCAAAAGACUAAAAUUGGUUUUGCUGUGCCAAAUCAAAUGAGUAUCAGUUGGGCGGGGCUGUUAUUGGUUAAUACUCAUAUAUAACUUUUUAAAUUAGCUAUGCCUUCCAUAUAAUCUGAUCAUAUUAACCAACUCUUAAAAAUAUAUCAGGAUUCCUUCCUUCAUCCUUCUUUGGUUUUGAAGUAAAUUUAUUUAAUUGCUUA
Molecule: messenger RNA, 3427 nt
Organism: Phascolarctos cinereus (koala)
Lineage: Eukaryota; Metazoa; Chordata; Mammalia; Diprotodontia; Phascolarctidae
Gene: GTF3C4
Product: general transcription factor IIIC subunit 4
Biological process (GO): transcription initiation at RNA polymerase III promoter
Cellular component (GO): transcription factor TFIIIC complex
Molecular function (GO): protein binding; histone acetyltransferase activity
Source: RefSeq, a predicted model, not a curated record